GCGCUGGCUCCGCCCCCUUCCCCCGCCCGCCCCGAUCGGCGGCGGCUCCGGGACCCCAAAAAACCCCCAAAACGCCCCAAAAAAACCCAGAGACCCCCCGGAAAGAGCCCGGAAACACCCCCCGCACACCGGGAACCCGCCCCCGGGGCCCGCGGAGGUUAAAUGAAGGGCCCCCAUGGAGCCCGAGGGAGGGGGUGACGCCCCCCGGACCCCCAACGUGCCCUGGCGCAGCUACAAACUGGUGCUGGACCCCGCCCUGCGCAGGGGGGGGCAGAAGGUCUACAGAUACGAUGGGGUUCACUUCAGCGUGCCUGAUUCGGGGUUCCCCCCGGCGGGGCCCGUCCAGGACCCCCGACCCCGCCGGAUCUGGGCCAAGCACCGGGACCUGUCCCUGCCCGUGCCCAAGUUCAAGCUGGACGAGUUCUACGUGGGGCAGAUCCCGCUGAAGGAGGGUCUGGGUUGGGAGGUUCUGGG
Molecule: messenger RNA, 474 nt
Organism: Corapipo altera (White-ruffed manakin)
Lineage: Eukaryota; Metazoa; Chordata; Aves; Passeriformes; Pipridae
Product: histone-lysine N-methyltransferase SETD1A-like
Exons: 4
Cellular component (GO): Set1C/COMPASS complex
Molecular function (GO): histone H3K4 methyltransferase activity
Source: RefSeq, a predicted model, not a curated record